This is a messenger RNA of Phalacrocorax carbo (great cormorant), 3941 nucleotides long. Lineage: Eukaryota; Metazoa; Chordata; Aves; Suliformes; Phalacrocoracidae. The record is from RefSeq and is a predicted model, not a curated record.
GGAAGGCGAGCGGCAGAGCGAGGGAGAGCGAGCGAUGCUAACGGGCAGCGAUAAAUCCCUCCCUCCCUCCCAUCCUCCACGCUGCCCCCAUUCACAAGGAGCGCCGGGGACGAGCCUGCAUUCACAACCCGGGGCCGGGCAGCCCCCCCGGGCUCCCCCUCGCCGCCCCGGCCCGGCCCCGCUCCCGCUCCCCGGGGCGCGGAGCACGGCCCGGCUGCGGGGCCGGCGGGGCGGGAGGCGCCCCGCAUCCAUGCUCGCCACCGCCCGCCCCUAGGUAGCCCCGGCUCCGGGCCGGCCGGUGCCCCGGGGCUGGCCCCGGCCGGGCUGGGCGCUCCGCGGGCGGAUGGACCGGCGGCGGCGGCGGGGAUUUUUAGAUGUGCCCUGAUGCCGCAGGGUCUCCUCGCUCCUGGAAAUGCAGCUCUCUUCCAGUGCGGCUGAACUCAGUUGUGACGAGACGAUGGACCCACCCGCUGAGGACUUCCAGCAGGUCCUGUCCAUUGACCAAAUCCGCUCCAUCCGUGCCAGCAACAACUACGUGGAGAGACCAGCUGCCUGCUUCCAGCAAGCCCGCUCCAACCCGUCCCUGUCCCAGCCGCCACACAAGCAAGAGUGGUCCCAGGACCGCCUGGUGUCUUCCACCUUCCAGGACCUGCACCGCAGCCACAGCCAACAGCACCAGAUGCCACCUUUGCAGCAACACAUGAGCCAUUCCAGCACGGCCAGCUCCGUCUCCCAAAGCACCACUGCCUCCGACCAGCGCCUCCUGAGCAGCCUCACGCCCUCCCACUCCGGGCACUCCCUCAUCCGGACGCAGCCCCAGGCCGGAGAGCUGAAACCGGAGGAGUCGCCGCUGAAGGGGGUGGCGGAGAAGCCCACCCUCCACACCGGCCACCUCUUCAUCUGCGAGGAGUGCGGGCGAUGCAAGUGCGCCCGCUGCACGGCCGCCCGCAGCCUGCCCUCCUGCUGGCUCUGCAACCAGCGCUGCCUCUGCUCCCCCGAGAGCCUCCUCGACUACGGGACUUGCCUCUGCUGCGUCAAGGGUCUCUUCUACCACUGCUCCACCGACGACGAGGACACCUGCGCCGACGACCCCUGCUCCUGCGGGCCGGGGUCCUGCUGUGCCCGCUGGGCUGCCAUGAGCUUCCUCUCUCUCCUCAUGCCCUGCCUCUGCUGCUACUUUCCUACCCUGGGGUGCCUCAAACUUUGCCAGCGGGGUUAUGACGGCCUGAAACGACCCGGCUGCCGCUGCCAGAGCCACACCAAUACGGUCUGCAGAAAGAUCUCCUCCUCCAGCGGCACGCCUUUCCCCAAGACGCUGGAUAAGCCGGUAUGACCCUCCCGGGGAGGAGAAGCAGGCGUUUACUCCUCUUCCUCCUCCUCCUCUCCCCUCCAUCCCCCUCCUCCUUCGGCUCCCUCCGCUCUGCAGUGCUCCCCGCUACCCACCAUCACCUCCCAGGAAUGAGACGGGUGAACUGGGGGUCCCCCAGCCUCUGGGAGCACGAAGGCGGCUGGGUGGCCGGGGGAGCUGGCACCAAGCUGGUGGGGAACAGUGAUUUUGCACACGCGGGUGAGGGACCAGGAGAAGCAGAGAGAGCUGUGGGUGCCCUCCCUGGCCGUGCCCCACGGGGAAGGGCGACCCGGGGGGCCCUCAGGACUCUGCUCUCAGGAGGUAUUGGGAGCUGCCGCUGCCCCAUGGUGCGGUCCCUCCCCAUGAGGGGAAGGGGCAGGUCGAUGCAUCCCCUGUGCAAGAGUCCUCCAGGAACCAGACCUCCUCCUCUCUCUCGUCAUCGCUCUCCAGCACUUCUCGUGGGUCGCCUUUCUCCUCUCACGUGGCCCCUCUCCCCAAGGGGCUGGGGUGCCGCGGGGUCCCACCAGUGGCAGUGGCUUCCCUCUGGGCUUGGGAGCCGCUGGGAGAAGCAAGCGAGCGUCAAAAUGAGGUGGCAUCGUAUUUUUUCUGUCUCAAAGAGGAAGGGAAGGUGUGGGAAGCUUUAGAAACCUUCUGGCAGGGGAAGGAGCUAUCGGAGGCAGCCCAGCCCACUCGCUUCUGCCCGACUGCAGCGAGGGAAAGGUCCCCUCUGGGAUUUGGCUGAGAACAAGAAGCUGGUUUGAAUUUGCCAUUCAUUUCUCAAUGCCUUGAAGGGCUGCCUCCGGAGCGCAAACCCUGGCGGGGUGGGGGCUGCUGCCCAGCUCCAUCCCACCACCGAGCAGAUGCCACAGGCACCGCCUCCGUGCUCGAGCCCCGAUCUGGUACCUUCCACCAGCACUGAAUUCACUUUAAAAAAACCACCCCAAACCCCAACUGCCAACAGCUGCCACUCGCACUGCUCUCCCCAUCAAUUAGCACCAAUCCCGGGGGACUCCGCGGCGGGGACUUCUGCAGCGCCUGCUUUGGGCUGGGGGGAAUCAGAGAGCAGAACGGGGUGUCAGAAGAUGGGAGCCCGACCUUCCCUCCCUGCAGGAGCUGCCUUUGAGUCCUCACCUCGCUUUCCUUGGCCCACCGGCGUGUCACACCAACACCAGCGUCACGCUGGCAGGCAAACCCUGCUGGCACUGCUGAGGGUAUUCUGCAACGCUGGCUGCCUGCGGCAAACCGGAGAUGGGUCUGAACCAAGCCCUGGGGCUGGGCCAUCUGCAGACCAGAAGGAAACCUGAAUCGGGGUCAGUGCUUCGCGGUUUACUUGCUGUGAUGGUAAUAAGCCCAACCCGUCGCUGCAGUUGGGGGCAGCUCCUCCUGGUCCUGGACUCGGCCCCAUCUCUGCUUGCAAACACACGGCGCCAGCUCUCAGCUGUGGCCCUGCUGACAUCGGCCGAUCGGUCGGGGUUGUUUGGAGCCGGGAUGAUGUCCCAGUGCUCGGCUCUGCCUGCCUCCGAGGUGUGCGAGUGCAGAGGGAAGUGAAUGGUUCCCCUGGAGAAAUGUACGCGACAUGUCCCUUGGCUUCCCCCGAGACCCCGUCGUCCAGGGCUCAUCCGUCGCCUUCCCUCAGCCACCUCUUUACGUAGAGUUCUGUGGAUCUAUUUUUGUAUAUAUAAAUAUAACGUUAGGAUGGCUAGGUCUAUUACUAAUAAUAUUCAUGAUACUGCUGUGAAUGGUGCCAGAUGCAAGGUUUGGCUUCCUGGUACAUUUGCACAUGCUGGAAGAUGAUUUCCCAGUCUGUUUAUUGCUAACCCUAGACCUUUAGUUCCUAAGUAGUCAGGAGAGGGGGAAGGGGAGGUUUUCAGGUUGUCCUGGGCUUUGCAGAGAGAAGGUAGGAUGUAGUGCUGGCUCUGGGGUGAGGCCUUUCAUGAUGGGAUUCCUCUUUCCAUACAUUUGCUAUCUAAAAAUCGCGGCCGAUCCAAGCUCCCUCUGUUGCAGAGAAAAGCGGUUCCAGAGAGUGACUCAUCCCACUUGAAAACAUUAUUCAUUAAAUUAUGUUCUGGCGGUGCAUGUCUCCCUUGACCCAAAUGGGACCCAAACACUGAACUCGCGGUUCCCGGUGGACGGGGAGAUGAAUCCCAUCCCUGGUGUGAAGAUUGUGCCUGGGGCACGUUAUGGACGUGACCAAAAUCCUCACCCUGAUUUCACCUAGAGCCUGAGGGGGGAUGCUGGAAGAUGCUUCCUCUGGCCAGAGGUGGAGAGCCCACUUCCAUCAGCUGUGGGGAGCUGAGGACGAUGCCCCGCGUUACAGCGAGGAUCUGCUGGCAUUAAGAAGGGAGAGGGCCAUGCCUGUGUGGUUUGCACAUCCUCUGAGGCCGGCCCUGCACCCUGAAAUCGUUUGGGUUUUAAGGCAAUUGCCCUCUCAGAGGAUGCCCUGUAGGUGUGCGUACCCCCAUACGAUCAGUCUCUGUGACAGGCGUUAUAAAUUAUACCGCAAACACACUUAUCCAUAUGCCAAUAAUUGCUUGGCCCGUGCGUCCAGAGCAGGGCAGCGGGGCUGGGGCAGGGUCUGGAGCACAAGUGUGCU